Molecule: messenger RNA, 537 nt
Organism: Pseudozyma hubeiensis SY62
Lineage: Eukaryota; Fungi; Basidiomycota; Ustilaginomycetes; Ustilaginales; Ustilaginaceae
Product: predicted glucose-6-phosphate 1-dehydrogenase
Exons: 2
Coding region: 1-537 (178 amino acids)
Source: RefSeq, a predicted model, not a curated record
AUGAUUGGAGGGCCGGAAGAACCUUCCAGAGAGCUCUUCAAGUUCGCCGGUCCAUCUUCGCCUAACCUAACGGUCCCUCGCAACGCCGAAGCUGCAUAUUCUGCUUCGCACACAAACAGAGUUGCAGCACACACUUUUGACAGCUGUGGCCUGCUGAUGAAAGCAACAGGAGAGCGAAAGAAAAGGAGGGAGCUUACAGUGAAGUAUCGAUUUCGAGCCCCGCAGCAGAAGAUCAACAACGAGGCACGACGGCGAAGACCGAAGGGCGAACAAGGCAGCCUUCUGCUGCGUUACAUGACGUUCAACAUCAUUGGUCGCCGGCUGCCCGUGCAAGAGCAUUUGCUUUCGACGCACAUAGUCUUCGACGUAACAAUUCGAAAGAGUCACAAGUGCCAAAACUUAUCUUGUUCGGAAGAUGGCGGCCUCACAGUUGAUCCCAAAAAUAGCCUCCACCUGUCGAGACGCUCCAAAGGCCUCACGCUUGCACGCAACUCUGGGUCUCGGCAGACAAAGCAGUUCUUCCGGACCCUGAACUGA